Euleptes europaea (tarantolino) is the source of this 1104-nucleotide messenger RNA. RefSeq names its product apolipoprotein A4 (gene APOA4). The record is from RefSeq and is a predicted model, not a curated record. Bases 1 to 1104 code for a protein of 367 amino acids. NCBI's taxonomy places the organism in Eukaryota, Metazoa, Chordata, Lepidosauria, Squamata, Sphaerodactylidae. Gene Ontology annotation, cellular component: extracellular region. Gene Ontology annotation, molecular function: lipid binding. Gene Ontology annotation, biological process: lipid transport; lipoprotein metabolic process. The transcript has 3 exons.
AUGCAACUGAAGGCAGCGGCCUUAAUCUUCGGCCUCUUGGCCAUUGCAGGGGCCCAGGCCGAUGUCAGUGCCGACCAGGUGGCCGAUGUGGUGUGGAAAUACUUCACCCAGCUGAGCGGCAACGCCAAGGAGACGGUGGACCAGCUCCAGCAGUCAGAGAUCGGCCAACAGCUCCACAUCCUCUUCCAGGACAACCUCCAGACCGUCAGCACCUAUGCUGGGGACCUGCAGAAGCAGCUGAUCCCCUUUGCCACGGACCUGCAAGCUCGGCUGACCGAGGACUCCCGGAAGCUGAAGGAGCAGAUCCGCCGAGAGCUGGAGCAGCUGCAGAUUCAGCUGUCCCCGUUUGCUGACGAGGUCCACCAGCAGAUCAGCAGAAACGUCCAGGAGCUGCAGGCCAAGCUGAGCCCUUAUGCCGAGGAGCUGGGCAAGCAGGUGGAAAAGAACUCGGCAGACCUGCGACAACAGCUGGCGCUCUUCAGGCAGCAGCUGCAGGCCAAGCUGGACGAGAACAUCGGCAACCUCCGGACCUCCAUAGCCCCCUACGCUGAUGAGCUGCAGCAGCAGAUCAGCCAGAAAGUGGAUGACACCAAAAGGCAACUGGCCCCCUACGCUGACGAGAUCAAGGCCAAGGUGGACGAGAGCGUGGAAGAGCUGCGCAGGAGCCUGAGUCCCUACACCCAGGAGGUCCAAGAGCAGCUGACCCGCCAGCUGGAGGGGCUCUCCUUCCAGAUGAAGAAGAGAGCUGAGGAGAUGCAAUCCCAGCUCCUGGAGCAGACUGAGGAGCUGCGCCUGAAGCUGAGCCCCUAUGCCCAAGAGCUACGGGAGAAGCUGGAGGAUGGCGGGGCGGACCUGCGUGAGUCCCUGACCCUCUAUGUCACAGGCCUGGAUGGCAAGGUCGGACAGCAGAUGGAAGACUUCCGCCAGACCGUGACACUCUACGGGCAGAACUUGAACAGGUUGCUGGUGCAGAAUAUGGAGGAGAUGAGGCAGAAGCUGGAGCCCCACACCGGCAACGUUGAGGAUCACCUCGUGUUUCUGGAGAAGGACGUGAGGGACAGGCUCAACUCCUUCUUCGACAGCAUGAAGCAGCUUGGAAACUAA